Ornithodoros turicata is the source of this 1327-nucleotide messenger RNA. RefSeq lists its product as uncharacterized. The transcript is spliced from 9 exons. The record is from RefSeq and is a predicted model, not a curated record. Lineage: Eukaryota; Metazoa; Arthropoda; Arachnida; Ixodida; Argasidae. Bases 291 to 1295 code for a protein of 334 amino acids.
ACGACCAGGAGAGGAAGAAGAAAGCUGCUGUUCUGGGUGCUUUGCUGUGCCUGCUCCUGAUCGGAGGCGUCGGAGUCGCAGCUGCGACUGGCGCUCUCGGAGGCGGCGGCGGCGGUGGCGGCGACGAUGACGACGACGCCCCUUAUACAGAACGAGAUUUUUAUGACCCAGCUUUACCAGCGCGCCCAACUGGUACAUCGACGACGACAAGUACAACGACUACAACGACAACAACAACGACGCCGAAGGUACAACUGUCUAUAGAAGGUCCAACCUUGUGCACUGUGACCAUGGCAGAGCGUGAACUGAGCUUUCCUCCGGAUGCCCUGUGCGACCUGCUUUUCUUCACGCAUGUAUUGUGUGAUCCUUCAACGGACACGUUCGCCAGCCAGGACUGCGGCACCUUCCAGCAAUUUAAGGCAAUGGCACCACGGUUACAGAAGACUGAAAUGGGGCUGUCCAUUGAUGAGCGAUAUACGAGCAUGUGUAUUCGGUCCCUGAAAAACAAAGGUGGGCGUGAUGAUUUCUCGAGCCUCAUGACUAACAAGAUCAAGCACCACGGCUUGGUAUCCGUCACGGAACUCCCCAACAGUGAGGUGCUGAGCGUGCUUACGUUGCUCAGAAAUCUUCAACUGCAAGUAAAUCCUGCCCAGGAACUAGGAAACACCAACUUUCUUGUCAUUGGGAUAAGAGCUGACGCUACAAGCGCAGACUUCAAAGCGUGGCUUGAACCUGUCAAAAACGCCACCAGCUGUGACAUCGUCCUGCUUCACACGCACAUUUCCCUGCGGAAUGCAACUGCUUUGCUGCCCCCGUCAGGUGCCAGCAUCUGGGAUAGUAGGACCAAUAAGCAGUUCAGCAUGGAUAACGUCAUUAAGCAGAUUUCGACCAACGUUUUCGCUGAAGAUGUGGUGUACAUGAUGACUAUGACGAUGACUGUGCAGCUUUACUACGGGGACCCUCAGACCACCAACGUAGUUAGCACAGCAGCAGCAGAUUUUGCAGAGACCUGCAACAAUCAGCUUUCAAAUCCCAAGGAGGUUCAUCCCGAGCACUAUAUUUUUGUAGCAAAAAAUUUCAGCAGCGGUAAGACAGCUAUCAGACUUUUCUACGAUACGACCGCAACAAUGAAGAAAAAGUUCGACCUUGUAAGAACAGCGACUGAAGCGAAAAGUCCGGCCAUCAAGCAUCUGCGAGGUUGGGCUUUCUUCGAUGUGGACCGCGACGAUCCCGGGUCGAUAUGUGGCCCAGCGUUCAACAGGCUAUCUGCAAGCGUCCAAUACUUGCACCCCUGAGACGGAAAAUACAUAGACACUGUCGUCUCUCC